AUGGCUCGCAAGCGACCGGCAGAUGAUGACAUUGACUGGGUGGCCCUUCUCGAUGACGAUCUGGAUGACGUGUUGACGGAGGUGGCCAACAAGGCUAGUAGCUCUAGCAAGGCGACCACAUCUUCGCUGGUUGCUGGUAAGAGUUCUUCAAGUCAGCCUUCAGGUAUCGAAAUGAUCACCAUUGGUGGUGAUGAGGAGUAUGACGAAGAUGAUGAUGAGCAGUUGGCAAAAGCGAUUGCCCUUUCGCUGCAAGACAACUCUCGCAGUGGAAGCAGCUCCGGCUCCAUGCCCGAUGUUAUGUUCCUCCCAGGUUGCUCUAAUUCAACCGUUACCUCUUUCCCUUCCACUUCCGCCUCAGCAGCCUCUUCGUCCUCGCACAAAAUGUCCGACGCUGAUCUGGCGGCCAUUUCAGGCGCUCUAAAAGAUCUGGAGCAUAGUUUCAACGCAAAACAGGCUGUCGCCGAUGAGGCGACGCUGAAGACCAUUGAGCUGAUGGAGAUCGCCGACCAGCUUGAGCUGGAAGACUCAAAGCUGGAGUCGUACAAUCCACAGCACGCGGCCACCAUUCGCUCGCUGCCCAUUGUCCACCCCGACUUGGAGCAACUGGACCCUAACCCGGACAUUUACCAGCUGUUCCGCGAGUUUGACGACCUUUUCUUUAAGGGCUUUCUCAAGCAGACGGCCCUUCGUCUUGACUGGGCAAAGAACUUCUACAGCUGUGCUGGCGCCUUCUAUCCGCAAAAGGACGGCAUUCCGACGAUUCUGCUCUCGGCGAACCUGCUCACGCUGCGACCUCGUCGCGACCUGGUGGAGACGCUGAUCCACGAGAUGAUUCACGCCUACAUCAGCCUGAAGGGAGGUCGCGACACCGGCGAACACGGCGUCGUCUUUCACAGUCACAUGAAGCGCAUCAACGACCAGGCGGGCACGAACAUCACCGUCUACCACAGCUUCAACGACGAGGUGAGCUACCUGCGCAAGUACAUCUGGCGCUGCUCGGGCGCCACCUGCCAGGCCGCCCAUCCCUACCGCGGCUACGUCAGUCUGCCCACCAAACGCCGCCCCAGCAAGUGGGACAAGGCCUAUCGCCUCCACCUGGAACGAGGCUGCACUGGCACUUUCCAGCAGGUGAGCGACAACUUUGCCGACGAUGCUAAGCAAGCGCAGAUAAAGGCGUCUUUGAAGAAGGCAGAACAGGAGAAGGAGCGCGAGAAGAAGAAAGCCCAACUGGAGCUGGAGAAGGAGAAGAAGAAAGCGGAACGAGAAAAGGAAAAGGAGAGGAAGAAGGCCGAAAAGGAGGAGCAGAAGAAGAAAGAGGCUGCGGCUAAGUUCUUCGAAAAGAGUAAGAAGUGA
Rhagoletis zephyria (snowberry fruit fly) is the source of this 1353-nucleotide messenger RNA. Lineage: Eukaryota; Metazoa; Arthropoda; Insecta; Diptera; Tephritidae. The record is from RefSeq and is a predicted model, not a curated record.